CCGGGGUUGAGUUGAGCUCGGGCAGGACGCGAGACUGACUGCAUCUGUUUGUGAACUGUAAGAAUCCCAGUGCACUCUGUGUGGUUGCCAAGGUAUCUCCACGGCUGCGGAUCCUGGCAGUGUGCUACUGGAACUCUGCCAUUUAAUGGAGAUUUAGGAAGAUGCGUGUGUGUUUAGGGGCAUUGGUGGCCAGCAGAACUGGGAGAUCAGCUGGGCUAAGAGAGAACAUACUGAGAAGGCUCAGAGUUGAAGAGCAGUCGGCGGACAGAAAGUGGACACAGCUACGUGAGGACAGUGUCUUGGAUCACAGCCACACUUACUCUAACAAACCCUGCAACAGUCACACAGCUGGUUUUAACCAGGCCAGUCAUUACGUUUGACCCCAUUUUACCAUCUCAGGUGUGGGGAGCAAUUUAAUCGUGACAGACAGACAUUACUGAGAUUCUCCCGCUUCCCUCGAGAGAAAACAUCACUUUUAUAUUCACACCUGUGACCAAACUCCAGCAGAUUCAUUUAUUAUAUUUUUCGUUUUUUAAUCAUUGACCAAACCCUCUCUCAUGGGAGUAACAUAGAGACCAGCCCAGCACAGACACUCUAUCUGCUCUAUUUCUCUCUUGCAUUCACACACAUACACACACACACACACACACACACACACACACAUUUGCACCAUGUUCAGGAUGCCCUCCUCCUCCAGCAUGAUUAGCUGGGGAAGGACGCGGCUCUUGUGGUGAUUGGAGAGGUGAGCGGAGCAGAGCUGGACCCAUGUCGUGGAAGCGGAACUACUUUGCUUCGGGCAGCAGCGGGCUGCAGGGGAUGUUUAAGCCACGCAACAUGACCUCCAUCGCUCCCAGCAAAGGCCUGAGCAAUGAGCCGGGUCAGAACAGCUGCUUCCUGAACAGCGCACUGCAGGUCCUUUGGCAUCUCGACAUCUUUCGGCGAAGCUUUCGGCAACUGAACACACACAAGUGCAUGGAGGACUCGUGUAUCUUCUGCGCUCUGAAGAGCAUCUUUGCCCAGUUCCAGUUCAGCAGUGAGAAGGUGCUCCCAUCGGACGCUCUGCGCAGCGCUCUGGCCAAAACCUUCCAAGACGAGCAGCGCUUCCAGCUGGGCAUCAUGGACGACGCAGCCGAGUGUUUUGAGAACCUGCUCAUGCGGAUCCACUUCCACAUCUCAGAUGAGACCAAGGAGGACAUCUGCACGGCCAAGCACUGCAUCCCACAUCAGAAGUUUGCCAUGACACUUUUUGAACAGUGUGUUUGUAAUAAUUGUGGAGCCACGUCGGAUCCUCUCCCCUUCAUUCAGAUGGUGCACUAUAUCUCCACCACCUCUCUCUGUAACCAAGCUGUGCGAAUUCUGGAAUGUAAGGAGAAGCCCACACCAGAGAUGUUUGGAGAGCUUCUCCGCAACGCCAGCACCAUGGGCGACCUGCGAAACUGUCCGAGUAAUUGUGGCGAGGUGUUGCGGAUUCGGCGGGUUCUGAUGAACUGCCCGGAGAUCAUCAGCAUCGGCCUGGUGUGGGACUCAGAUCACUCUGAUCUAGCUGAAGACGUCAUCCACAGCCUGGGCACGUGCCUGCGGUUGGGUGACCUGUUCUACCGUGUGACGGAUGAGCGGGCCAAGCAAUCGGAGCUCUACCUUGUGGGCAUGGUUUGCUAUUACGGCAAGCAUUACUCCACCUUCUUCUUCCAGACCAAGAUACGCAAGUGGAUGUACUUCGAUGACGCACAUGUGAAGGAGAUUGGACCCAAGUGGAAGGAUGUGGUAUCCAGAUGUAUAAAAGGCCACUACCAGCCACUCCUGCUGCUGUACGCUGACCCCCGAGGGACGCCCGUGUCAUCGCAGGACAUGCUGGCAGCACAGCUGGACCUGCACCACAGCAGCAAGGCCGGCUAUGACAGCGAAGACUCCGGGAGGGAGCCCUCAAUUUCAAGUGACACACGCACAGACUCCUCCACAGACAGCUACAGCUACAAGUACUCUCGAUCACACCAUGAGUCCGUGGCCUCCCAUUUCUCUUCUGACUCUCAGGGAACUGUGGUGUGUAAUCAGGACAGCAGCGGUUCCCAGAACAGCAUGGACACUGCUGGGGAGGUUCAUAAAGGCCAGGCCACUCCCCUUUGUACACCAAGGCCUUCUUCUACUGGCCAUCUGCAGGACUAUAAAGAGACUAUGAAUAUGAUCCACAGCAGACCCCUUUUGUCUUCCUCUAGCUCAGGGGUGGGCGGCUCGGAGGCUGGGGCACGGGCAAGAGAUUGGGAAGAUGAGAGCACCAGCAGUGAGUCCAAGUCCAGCUCCAGUGGAGGUCACUAUCGGCCCACAUGGAGACCCAGAAGAGAGGCCCUGAACAUUGAUAGUAUCUUUAGCCGGGAAAAGCAUCUGCCGCCUGGCUACGCAACGCUCAGACCUUCCCCUCUUCCAGAGAACCCGAUGUCACCAGGGCACAGUGCUCUAGUCUCAGUGGCGGCUGUGGAGGGGUCCAACAUUGCAGCAGCAGAGACGGGAGGCAUGACCGAUGGCUCAGGGUGUAUGCCAGAAACGGGGGUGGAGCAUCUACUGAUCCCGCCACCUUUAAGAUGUGUGGAACAGCAGCCUCGGCUGAUCCAGAGGAUGGAGAGUGGCUACGAAAGUAGUGAGAGGAACAGCAACAGCCCCAUCAGCAUGGACAUUCCCCUCAGCGACAACCCCAGCACCAGUGCUCACAGGGACAGCAGCAGUAAGAGACCCGUGACAUCUGGGCCCUCCUGGCGCACAGUGCCUAAGUCCAAAAGCAGCAGUGCCAUUCUGCAAGACCUCAAAUCACCCACCUGGAGUAGCAGUCCACUGAGUUUGGGAGAGGGGCGCAGUGAACUAGAUGAAUUGCAAGAGGAAGUUGCUCGCAGGGCCAGGCAGCAUGAGCUCCAGAGGAAGAAGGAGAAGGAGAGAGAAGCAGCACAGGGCUUCAACCCCAAACCCAGCAAGUUCAUGGACCUGGACGAACUUCAGCACCAGGGGAAGGGGGGCAGUUUUGAGCACUGCCUGGCGGAGGCUGACUCUCUCUUAGAGCAGUCGCUGCGCCUGGAGCAAGCUGGGGAUACAGCUACAGCCCUGGCGCUCUCCCACCACGCUGUGUCUAAUUUAAGAUUUUCCAUGCAUGAGGGCAGUGCUAACACUCAUAGCAGGACUAUGGCUGCUGACGCCAAGCUGCAAAAAUGCAUGAGGAGAGCGCGGGGCCUACAGCAGCGCAUGCAGCAAGAGCAAGAGCAGCAACAGGAGCCCAGCCGCCCACAGGGGCUCACCAGUGAACAGCCUGGCCCGGUCCAAGUUUUGUUGACAGACAAUCAGGAAGAGGUCUUUGAGACCAAUCAGGAUUCUGUGCUUGGCCCUACCUCUCCUCGACACAUGAAAUCCCCCUCUUCUUGUACAGACUCCCCAUAUCAGCCCUCUAGCCGCCCAUCACUCAAUCUCCGGCCUACCUCUUCUCAGCCACAGCCUCAAGAGCUUCAUGAACGCAGCAAUUGGUCGACCCAGAAUGAGGACGAAUGGGGUGGCAUCAGAUUAUCGGAUGUUCUCCAAGCAUCAGGCAUACGGAUCAUGCCCAUACGCAAGCACCUUGCCAUAUCUCUACCCUCUUUGCCCCUUGACUUCUGGGGUGUAUUGGGAGAGGACGAAGAGGUCUCCAGCUUUCAGCACUCUCAAUCUCCAAAUCCUCCUUUGUGGCAGGGCACUACAGAUAGUCCGGACCGAAUACUCCAAUCCAGCAAUCCCAGUCCACCACCCAACCCUGUUGAGGAGAAGGGACCAGUACCCCAGCGAACCCCCAUAUGGCAGACCCUGCAUGCAUCUUCCAAGCCCUGCACCAAAUUGACCCCACCUGUUGCUGCCAGUCAUUGGUCCUCUUGGGGCCCAGACCAUCUAGAUGCAAUUGUCAACCCCUAUGACACACCUCCUGAACAGACACCUGGAAGACACCUUGCUCCUCGCAGUCCUAUGAGCACCAGGAAGAAGAACAUCCCUAAGUACUCAAAAUUCCAGAGCAUGGAGUUGGAACCCACAGAGGCCGAGGACCAGGAACUCUCUGAAUUGGACUCACUUUACCAGGCCAGUCUGCAGGCUGGCCCGGGUCCUGGCCGAGCCCUGCGUGGUACCAGCUCACCUGCUCUUGCGAGACCAGUACCUCCAACUGCACGAAAGCUGCUCACUGGAGUGGGACGCUCUCGGACCCCCACAGCUGAGCUUGAGAGAACUGUUUAUGGACCACCAGGUUGUUGCAGCCCUACUGGAUACAUGAACAUGCCUCUGUCAUUGGCCCAUCAAGAGCAUCAGUCAGUUGAGGAAGACCAGUAUGACGUGGAUCACCUGCGCCGUAUUGCUCGUAGCCUGAGUGGAACGGUCAUAGGGCGUCGCCAGAACCGUCUUGCCGUCUCCCGAAGCUUCCUAGGGGAAUCCGGGGUUACGCCAUAUCACAGCUCCAUGUACUCACCUAGUUGCCUUCAGUUUCCAUUGUCUCAUUCAGACCUCCAUCUGCUCCAGCCCAGCUAUCUACAUCUCUUUCCAUCAGCUUCACCCCUGUCUCAGCAGCCUGGGCCUUGCAGAGUGGUCCCAGGACGUCUCCAGAGGUUCUCCGAGUUUCUGGCUGUGUUUGACCGGCGUCAAGCUCUCUCCAGUCGGAAGCACUACAGUCCAGCAGUGAGGUGUAUUGGAAGACAUCCUCUCUGAAAUUCUCCCCCCAACCAAUUGGCUUUGGACACAACCAAGUCCUCUAGCCCGGAACGUUUCCAAAGAUGCAUUUGCUCCCCUGGACAACCCUUCUGCACACACCAUUCCAUUCUCUUCACAAUUUUUCUGGAGAACUAAAAGGAGCAUGUCCCGAGACCUGAUGCCAUCCUCAAUCACCCUGUGUUCUGUAUUGUUCCUGGGAGGAUGCCCUUCUAUUGCCCUGCUCUAGUCGGGAAAUCUUUCCAUGCAAAAGGCCCUGAAACUCGUUCCACAGCAUGACGGAUAUAGAGACAACUUUUUUUAUUUAAAAGCACUGGGUUGACGUGAUUUUUGGGGGCUGAGGCGUGUGUGUGUGUGUGACUGAUCUUUGGUCAGAAAGGCAGCAUGCAAUGAUAGAAGUGUGGGGUCUUGACUCAGACUUUCACAGUCAGCCAUCCAAUCCAGAGCACUUAACUUAAUUAACUCCGGCAUUGAAUUAACUGCAGAGGAGAAACCCACAGUACCUCCUUGCUCUAGAUGAUAAAUGUGUGUUUGUGUGUAUGCGUGUGUGCAUGUGUUGGGUGGUAAAAGGGGAGGGGCUUAUUGUAUCCCUGCCCUCUUUUAUACUACUGGUCCGACGUUUGGAAUCAUUAAGAUUUUUUUUAUGUUUUUGAGAUAUGUCUCCUAUGUCUCUUGAAAUAUGUGAUCAAAAAUACAGUAAAAACAGUGAUAUUGUGAAAUAUUACAUAUUCCAAAAGAAAUAUUAAGCAGCAUGACAGCUUUUAGCAUUGAUAACAAUAAUAAUAAAUGCUUCUUGAGCACCAAAUCAGCAUAUUAGAAUGAUUUCUGAAGGAUUGCGUGACACUCCUGGUGUAAUCACAGGAAUAAAUUUCACUUUAAAAUGGGUUUUAAAUCUAAAACAAAUUGUAAUAGUUUUUCAUAGUGUUUUUAUAGUAUUUGAAUCUGAUAAAUGUAGCAUUAGUGAGCUUAAGAGACUUUGUUCAAAAACAUUGGAAAAUUCUAAUUAUUCCAAACUUUUGACUGAUAGUGUAUUAAAAAAAUCCUCCUCGCAUGUCCCACAGAUUUAAUUUCUCAGCAAACCAACCAGAAUUGUCGUUGCUUUGCUCAACAUUUUUCCCAACUCUCCUGCAAAUGUUUUUUUGGUAAUUUUUUGGUUAAUGUCAUGUAGAUACGAAAUACUUCAACAUGUACUAAGUGAAUCGAGAUGUUUUGUACGGUGUCAUCUCUCAGCUCUGGUGUUUUUUGUCAGAGCAGGAAUGUAAAUCUGCGGCCCUGGCGUGGAGCGUGAAACCAGACUGUUUCUUCUAACCUUUUUCCUCCUACUUCUCUGAUACGGGCAUUCCCUGUAGCACACAGCUGUUUUGUGUCUCGUGUUACAGGCAAAGGAUGUGUACAUGUUUGACUGAACAUUCACUAACAAAUGAAUUUAUUGGUAAUAAAAAACAUAAAAACGAUGACAUCUUAAGGAAUAUACAGAGGAAUGGAGAAACUACGUCAUGACAUUAUGAAAUGUUAAUCAAUUCUAGUGGUAAUAAUUAUUAUCUGCAUUAAGACAAGUAUAGUACACUUCAGAAGUGUAAAGCUGGAGAAAAACUGCUAUUUUAAUUCCAUUGACAGUUCUCCCGUUUAUAGAGGGAGAUAUGCCAAGUUAAGCUUCCUUUUUAUUGUUUAUUAACUUGAUUAACUUGCAGUGACACUGAAUCCACAGCUAUGAGUCUGGCACAUGAUGGAUCUUCAGGCCUGUAAUAGUUGAGGGGUCUCAUCCCAUUCGAUUGUUGUAGAAUCUAUAUUAUUUCUAGAUUUUACUUUAAUCAGCACAGCUGAAGAAUGUUUGGCUCUGAUAGCAUAGAUGGAGCUUAUGCAAAGCUUCAUUAGCCUGAAAUGUGAACAGUAUUACGUAUAUGGGGCCUUGAACAAGGAAUACUUUCAUACUGUUAUUCAAAUAAACGUAAAGCGAUUUGUGAUUAACGGAAAUCCAAUAUUGAGCAACAGAUGUUUCGUAUCACAAUAUAAUAUGAUCAGUGCAGUAUUAAACUUUUCAUUCGAAUCAUAUUGUGGUGUGACAUGUAUUAUUUUUUUAUUAAAAGCCUUUGAGGGCUGAAAUUAAAAUGAUUAUAAAAGAUAUAACACAAAGAGAUCUAGAUCUUAUUUAACUUUGUCUUAACCAAAGAUUGGCCAUAACGCAAAGAUAUGUUGUUGUUUUUUUUUUUUUUUUUUUUUUUUUCAUUUAUUCAUCUUUCCUUUCAUUUAAAGGAUUUUUGAGAAUGUAGCAACGGUGAUGUACGAGUAUGCUAUGCAAAAUGCGCUCUCCUGAACUACCAGCAAAGAGUCAGACUGGGACAAAAUCAAAUAUUUUUCUCUUUUCUUCCUAUAUACUGGGGAUGAAAAUGAUUUCCUGCUGAAAUGUUGAAUCUUUACUUAUUGAUGUCUGUACAGUUAACAGCCUUUGAAUGCGAGUUGUAGCUGGUAGGAGGAGGGUUUCUCAAAGUGCAAUGGCAUUUCAAGGUUCUCCAUUUGGGACUCAUUUGUAAAGGCUUGAAGUUGAGUGAACUUGUAUUUUUGCAAUAAAGUUAUUACCAAUGCACUCCAGCAGGGGCGCUGCACAAACGCCUA
Messenger RNA from Carassius gibelio (silver crucian carp), 7311 nucleotides. It is a transcript of the gene usp54b, whose product is annotated as ubiquitin specific peptidase 54b. Gene Ontology annotation, biological process: protein deubiquitination. Gene Ontology annotation, molecular function: cysteine-type deubiquitinase activity. The transcript is spliced from 22 exons. Lineage: Eukaryota; Metazoa; Chordata; Actinopteri; Cypriniformes; Cyprinidae. Bases 766 to 4698 code for a protein of 1310 amino acids. The record is from RefSeq and is a predicted model, not a curated record.